AUGAAUGCUGAGGAGAAAAUGGAACCUUUGAGCAUCCCAGCCACACCAACAGCAGAGCUGUUAGCUGAUGAACAGUGCUUCAUAGGCAAGUAUAUAUGUGAGCUGGGCUUUGCAUCAGCUGAAUCUGCCGUCAGUCCAGCCCGCUUCACUGACUCUUUGGAGCCACAGGGAAGCCUUCAUGACUUAGACAAUAUUGUCUGCUGGAGUGAUAAUGUGGAUUACUGUAUCUCCUACCUCAAUAAGGAGUUCGUAGCCCUGGGAUUCCCUGCCCUUUAUAAGGAUGAUGGUUCUGGAGAUGGUAUCGAGCACGGCUUUGAUGCCCUGGAAUUGGUUAAUGGUGCUUGCAGGCUGCUGAACCUGUAUCAAAGUGCAUCAUCCAAGCUAGCUGACAUGGAGACAGAGGAGAUGCGGUGGGAUGGAGAGCUGGAUUUUCUGAGGGAACAGCAGGGUAAACUCAAGGAACGGGCGGAAGCCCUUGAAAGGGAAAUUGCAGCUGGGCAGAAUAAGGAACAGCAGCUUCAAAGCAAAAAUAAACAUUUGAAUGAUAUGCUGAAAGAAGAAAAGGAGGAGGUCACCAAGCUCCUCAGUUCUCUGGCUAACCAGAAGAACCAGCAUGGCCAUGAAAUGAAGAGAAAGGAGCAAGAACUGCUUCGACUGAAAGACAAGAUGAGCCAGAUUUUAACUGACAAGAAAGACAAGAGGGGGACAAUUGAAAUUCUCAAUGUCCUUCCUCGGACUCAUGGCAAGAGGGCCACCUGGAAAACUGGGAGAUCCCUGGGCAGAAAGGAGGAAGAACUGUACCGCAUCCAAUUGGCCAAGCAGGAACAACGGGAAGAGGGGCUGGCUUCUGAGAAUGCCAAAUUGAAACUGCUCCUGAAUGAAGUGAACCAAGACUUGGAGCAGAUGCUGGCCACCGAUGGGGGCAAUGCCAGAGGCACAGAGCAAAGUUGUCCAUACAAGUCCUUCCAGGAACAGUGGAGCACGCUCAGGAAUACCAUAAAAGCUCUUCAUAGCCAAGAUGUGGGUUGCCAAAUGUCCAAUGGUGAUGGGCAAAACCCUGUCGUCAUUGUGACGUACCAUGACAAGGAAAUAAUGAAACUAAAGAAAGAGAUUGAGGAGAGCCGAGAGCUGAUUGUGCUGCAGCAGGAGUGUUUACAGGAGCAACUGAUGGCUGCCUCCAGUUCAGAGUUGCCUGCCUACCUGAAGGGCUCUUACUUCUUAGAGGAACAGCAGCAGCUACAGGAGGAGCGAGAUCUGUUUGAGGAGCAGAAACAGACAUUUGAAGUGGAACGGAAGAACUUCACUGAAGCAGCCAUUCGGCUGGGAUGGGAGAGGAAACGAUUUGAAGAACAGAAGGCUCUGUUCCUGAAGCAAGAAUUCUUGAAUUCAUUGUCAAAGUUAGAUAGGAGAAAUACUAAGUGGCGGCUUUCUGCCCCACUUCCUCUUGGAGAAGAACAAGACUGUGAAGAGUCACCCAGACUAAAAAAGUGGGCCAGACCCAUCUGUACACCGUACCCCAAGUUUCUUAUCACGCCAUGCUGCACCCCAACAGACAUCUUUAGAAGAAAACAGCUUUCCUGUAAAACUGGUAGCCCUGUAAUAUGCAAGGAGCAAAUUCUUUCAGACAACUGGCCAAAUUCUCCCCAACAGCUCAGCAAAAGAAGGGAAAGCUACCAACACACGGCUUGCCAAACAGAAAUGGCUGUGAAGGAUGAUCUCCAGGAUGAUUGUUUGGAUCACUUCCUCAACAGCUUCUUCUAGGGAUUUCUUUCACCACACUACUAUUAAUUCAGUUUCAAUGCCUGUUGCCAUGAAGGCUACGUGAAAUCAAACUUUCUGUCCUUUUCAACUGAAAUUGAGAAACACGUUUCCUUCCUUUAUUUGUAUUCUAGACAUAAUGUAUUGCUUCUGCAUAAGAAAGGUCAACAGAAAUAAAUAUCUGCAUUGAAAUGCCUACAUAAAAGCUAGGCCUACUGAGAACUGCUGUUUUGAGAUGCAGCUGAGUUUUAUUACAGCACAGAAUAUACCAGUGAAAAUAGUUUUUAUGAACAUGCCAGCGUAGAUUUGUUAAAUUGUACUUGUUAACA
Molecule: messenger RNA, 2087 nt
Organism: Candoia aspera
Lineage: Eukaryota; Metazoa; Chordata; Lepidosauria; Squamata; Candoiidae
Product: afadin- and alpha-actinin-binding protein B-like
Exons: 13
Coding region: 1-1761 (586 amino acids)
Biological process (GO): intraciliary transport involved in cilium assembly
Cellular component (GO): centriolar satellite; ciliary basal body
Source: RefSeq, a predicted model, not a curated record